GAAACGCGCGCACACACGCGGUGUCCUGACACAGAUCGCAGUGUCACACGGUGGCGGAGGAGCUGCGGCUGGAUGUCAGAGGACCACGGAGAGAUACUGCAAAAUCCCUAAAUGUGAUGAAAAUAUAGGACAGCGUCUUUCUAAAGGUCUCCAGGAUAAUCUGACGCACAGAAGGAGAAAACAACCUACUGUUUUUGGAAUUUGGAAUAAAUAUCUUAUUUCUAUCGAUAAGGUGUGCAAGUUAAAGAUGUUGCCACAUUGCUCCCUCCUGCUGUUGCUAUGCGUGGUCCAGCUGCUUUCCCCUUCCUCGGCCCUGCCCUUCGAGCAGAGGGGCUUCUGGGAUUUUGCCAUGGAUACUAUGGACAGCGAAGGGAUGAUGGCAAUGAUGAAGGAUGAGGAAGAAGGUUCAGCCUUAGACGAGUUCCCCACUCCUGACAUACCCAUGUGCCCCUUUGGCUGCCAGUGUCAUCUCAGGGUCGUCCAGUGUUCUGACCUCGGUCUGACUGAAGUACCAAAGAAUAUUCCUCGGGACACCAAGUUUCUGGACCUGCAGAACAACCGUAUUGCUGAGCUCAAAGAGGAUGACUUCAAGGGCCUCACUAACUUAUAUGGUCUGUCUCUGAGAAAUAACCUUAUUUCCAAAGUCCACCCCAGAGCAUUUGUGCCUCUGAAGCACAUGCAGAAACUCUACUUCUCCAAGAAUCUGCUGACAACUAUCCCCAGGAACCUGCCCGCCUCGCUGGUUGAAUUGAGGAUCCACGAGAACCGCAUCAAGAAGGUGGCAGCUGGAGCCUUUUCAGGACUGGGCAGCAUGAACUGCAUAGAAAUGGGAGCAAAUCCCAUCCAUAACAGUGGUUUUGAGCCUGGAGCUUUCAAGGGACUGAAACUGAAUUAUCUGCGUAUAUCAGAGGCCAAACUGACUGGGGUGCCAAAAGAUCUCCCAGAUAGUCUUCACGAACUUCAUCUGGACCACAACCAGAUCCAGGCUGUGGAACUCGAGGACCUGAGCCGCUACAAAAACCUGUUCAGGUUGGGACUUGGCUUUAACCAUAUCCGCAACAUAGAGAACGGCAGUCUGUCCUACCUCCCCAGACUGAGAGAGCUCCAUCUGGACAACAACCGCCUCACCCGUGUUCCCAGUGGCCUCCCAGAUAUGAAAUACCUACAGGUGGUGUACCUCCAUUCCAACAACAUCAACCAGGUGGGUGUGAAUGACUUCUGCCCCCGAGGAUUUGGGAUGAAGAGGGCAUUCUAUAAUGGCAUCAGCCUGUUUGCUAACCCUGUCAACUACUGGGAGGUGCAGCCUGCCACGUUCCGCUGUGUCAGCGACCGGCUGUCCAUUCAGUUUGGCAACUACAAAAAGUAAAGACAGGGAGGAUACAGAGAGGUGGAGAGAGUGAGGGGAAAGGGAUGGAGGACUGAAGGAGGAGCAGAUAAUUUAAAUAAUGAAAAAAAAAACUCAGAGAUGGAGGGAGUGGAGUUCAUAUUUGAAAUGAUUAUUAUUAUUAUUAUUUUUGCUGGCGUUAUAGAGAGAGGAUGAGUGAUGGAGAAGAUGGGCAGGAAGGAUGAGAGAACAGAAGUGAAAAAUCCAAUCACAAAACUUGAAGGGAGUGGAGAGCAAAGUGCUUCCAGUACUUCACAUUCAGUUUUUCACAUUUUUGAGGUUUUGUAAGUUGUGCCAUCUGAAACAGAGGAGACUGUCUUAGGAGAAUAUUUUUCCCCCAGCGUAAAUCUACGAAAAAUGAGGACUGAAAACUUGUGAAGCAUUUCAUUCCAUAUUUUUGCUUAUUGUGAUAGAAGUCAUUUUUGUUUUGAUAACAUUUUUAAAAUUCUGAGUAAAAAAUAGAAAACAAUUCAUUAUGGAUUUUAUAUAUAUAUAGAUAGAUACAUAAAAAGGUGCUCUGUGUGACUUUCUGUGUGUGCUGAUUUGAGAGAUACAUCACAUUUUCCUGUCUGACUAGUGCUUUGGCCCUCAGCUCACCGAUUAAAUCAUACUGUAUUACAUCAAACAACACACCACAGAUUUUCCUCCAUUUAAACAACUGCACAAAAAAAAACCAAAGUAUUACUCAAAUUAACCAGAACAGAACAUUUUUGUAUAUAUAUCAUGGCUGUUGAUCAAUUAAAAAAGCAAACGGUAAAUUUUAAAAUUCCCCUCAUCAGUGCUAAACACCUUUCUUAGUGAUCUGAGGUCACUGAAUUACCAGCUUGCCUGAGGAGCCUAUUGUGUGCCUUUACUAAUAUUCUAUCUGUAUGAUACUUUAAAGCAGUAUUCCUUGAGCGGGAUACUGACGUAGUGGGGGCUUGCCCCAGUUAGGGAAAACACACAUCCACUUUGCUUUGAGACAAUGAAGGCAGUGUGUUUACGUAGUGCUACAAAAAUAGUAGUGUUAAUGCAUUGUUUUGCACAGUUUUUCUGUUAUGCUUUAUCUGCUUCAGGGUUAUUGCAGGGUUAGCCUGUUUACAUUGCUAGACCUAUGUGGAACUACUCUAAGCAUAAGUAUUCUGUCCUGUCUCUGUUCUGUAAUCUGACAAGCUACUUCUGCAUGUGAAUAAAGUCAUUUUUAGCCUGCUGCAUAAAUCCAGAAAACAAUUGAUGCCCUUGUGUUGGAUGCUGUGUGAGAAAUAAAGAAAUAUCACUUUGUGUAGAGAAAA
Messenger RNA from Scatophagus argus, 2655 nucleotides. It is a transcript of the gene bgnb, whose product is annotated as biglycan b. The record is from RefSeq and is a predicted model, not a curated record. The transcript has 8 exons. Gene Ontology annotation, molecular function: protein binding. NCBI's taxonomy places the organism in Eukaryota, Metazoa, Chordata, Actinopteri, Scatophagidae. The coding region runs from base 248 to 1366 and encodes 372 amino acids.